UCCGAACCACAAGGCUCGGAACUCGGUCACCCUUUCUCCGCCUAUAAAUACUACCCAUGGUCUCUUUCCGCCCCGCGGGUCUCAUCCUUUUCAGGUCCCUAAAAUCGCAGAUAUUUAGUGGAAAUUCCGGAAAGAAAAAGUUACUGCUGAAAUGAGCACCAUGGCAAUGCCUUCUGGGGCAGCAGCAAAGUCUACACUCAACCCGAAUGCCCCACUUUUUAUCCCGGCAGCAUUUCAGCAGGUAGAGGAUUUCUCCCCCAAGUGGUGGGAGCUGGUGAAGACAACCACAUGGUUCCGUGAUCACUGGUUCCAUCAGCACCAGGAGCAAGAAACUUUUGAUGGCGAUGAUGAUGAGGAUGUCACAAAUCUGCUUCCAGAAUCUUUCGAUCUUGGCAUCGCAGAUGAGUUGUCGAUUCUCGAGGCGGAGUUUGAAGCUGCAGCUUACCACCAAGCUCUGGGUGCUGAAGAACUAGUUUCUGGUAUGCAGAAGAAAGAGAACCCAAAGCCUGGCUUCGAGAAUGAUGCAGAGGCAGUGAUCAGGAGCCUGAACUUGAAAUCUCCUAAGAAUGGCUGGGUGAGACCUGCUGUGGAACCAGCCAGGAUUCGAGCGAAGCCAUCGCAAUGCAUGAGCCUGAAGCGCAGCCCUCACCGCAUCAUUCAGCAGCCCCGUUGAGAACCUGUGGUUGUUGCCGUUGCGGCGGUGGGAAGCAGUUCAUGUCCAUUGUUCCUAUGCACAACUUAAAUGUACUUCUGUAUAGAACUAAAAUGUAGCUCUAGUGUUCUCCAGUUCUUGUUCAGGCACUGUGUUCAUCUGAUCAGCUAUGAGUAACAAAAAAAAGAGGAGAGUGACGUAACGAAGUUAAAAAAAAAAAAAUGCUCUACUUCCAGUUCAGAAAAAAAGAAGCUCCAUCAAAUGCGGUGUUUGCUGAAUGGCUUUCCAUUGCUGGGAAUGUUAAUGAAACUUUCUGUGCCCCUUCUUCCA
Messenger RNA from Phoenix dactylifera (date palm), 982 nucleotides. RefSeq names its product protein EARLY RESPONSIVE TO DEHYDRATION 15-like. The record is from RefSeq and is a predicted model, not a curated record. Lineage: Eukaryota; Viridiplantae; Streptophyta; Magnoliopsida; Arecales; Arecaceae.